This is a messenger RNA of Penicillium cosmopolitanum, 681 nucleotides long. RefSeq names its product sugar O-acetyltransferase. The transcript has 3 exons. NCBI's taxonomy places the organism in Eukaryota, Fungi, Ascomycota, Eurotiomycetes, Eurotiales, Aspergillaceae. Gene Ontology annotation, molecular function: acetyltransferase activity. Bases 1 to 681 code for a protein of 226 amino acids. The record is from RefSeq and is a predicted model, not a curated record.
AUGAUCCCCAAAACAAACAAGAAUUUGGAGGUAAUUGCCAAGGCUCGAGGACUCCAAAACAUUUGCUCGGGAGAAGAAUACGAGCAAAUGAUAAGUGGCUGCUUAUAUACCCCCCUAGCACCAGAGCUCAUAGAGGGUCGAUCACGAGCAAGACAGCUCACUGGAGAGUUUACCGCAUUUCUUUACGGAGAUUUCACUUCAAGAAAGACCGCUCACCAGAGAGAACUCGAACUCGUCCUCAAAAAACUCUUCGGUUGCACAGGGCAAAGCAUCUACAUUGAACCUCCUCUCUUUGUCGACUAUGGAUGUAACAUCAGUAUAGGCGAGAACUUUUAUGCCAACUUCCACCUUACCAUUCUUGACUGUGGAUUGGUGGUGAUUGGGAACAAUGUGGAAAUCGGCCCGAAUGUCAGUAUCAUCACUGGAGAGCACCACACCAUGAUCGAAGAGAGAAGAGCUAAUCGAGGAUAUGAAUUUGCACGGGCCGUCUUUAUUGGAGAUGACUGCUGGAUCGGUGCUGGUGCUAUCAUUUUAGCCGGUGUGACGGUUGGCUCGGGCUGCACGAUCGGUGCCGGCUCGGUCGUGAAGGCAAAUAUUCCGCCUUUUAGUCUUGCGGUUGGAGUUCCUGCACAGGUGAUUCGUUCAAUCCAACAAGAUACAACUGUCAAGGACAUAGCUUGA